AUGUGUUUUUUUUCUUCGCAUUCUGCCUCUGCCUCUCGGAAAUGGCGAGCGAUUUUGAUGAGAGAUUUAAUAAAGCGCGCGCGGAAACGCGUCUUUUACUUUGAAACGCGAAAAUCGAGAGGGGUCUCGGAGAGAUAUUUUACGCGGAACAGAAUCGCACGGAGGAGAAUACUUACCCAUCGUGUGCUCGUUCGUCGAGGAUAUGCGAGAGAUGAGCGUGGUAUUCAUGCGCGCGCUUUUGCUUCACCUCGUUGUCGCCGGCCCUAUCUGAAACCUCUGGUCUCUCUUUUCCUUAAAAUACUAAUAAAUAACCUCUUUGACACGAUAGGCAACCAAAACGAUUUGUUCAAAACGACCAACGGUUCGGUGGUAACCAUGAUGCGUCACGGCAAGAAAUCACCGAAACUGAACCUCCCGGCGGACCAACGCAAAGCGUUGCUCCGAAACUUAACCACGGAAGUUCUGAGACACGGUUCGGUGACGUGCACCAUGGCGAGAGCGAAAGCGGUGAGAAAACCAAUCGAACACAUGAUUCAGUUGGCGAAAGACGGCGGCGAACACAAGAAGAGAGCCGCGUUGGGGUACAUUUACGAUAAGGAAGUUGUGGAUGCGUUGUUUGAAAAAGCGCCUGCGAGAUACGGCGAUAGAAACGGCGGGUACACUAGAAUCGUGAGAACGUUGAAGAGAAGAGGAGACUCGGCGGAGAUGGGGGUGAUUAAGCUCGUAUAA
Molecule: messenger RNA, 729 nt
Organism: Bathycoccus prasinos
Lineage: Eukaryota; Viridiplantae; Chlorophyta; Mamiellophyceae; Mamiellales; Bathycoccaceae
Product: 50S ribosomal protein L17
Exons: 1
Coding region: 1-729 (242 amino acids)
Biological process (GO): translation
Cellular component (GO): ribosome; cytosolic large ribosomal subunit
Molecular function (GO): structural constituent of ribosome
Source: RefSeq, a predicted model, not a curated record